AGGUACCUACAGUUUUCAUGUUAUGAGGCACCCAUUUUCUUACUUUCGAAAGGAAGUAACACCUACCAUCAUUUUUGUUUUCAGAAAAUAAUUAGGUAGUUAAGUGCCAUCGAUACCAAUUCUUAUUUGUGCAAGCACACGCGAAGAAACCACUUUUCAACCGCUUACGGUACGUUUUCCACGUUUAUGUAAAUUGAAAUUAGUUUCUUUGAAGCAUUUAGAAAAUAAAAAGUUAGUUCGCGUGUGGAGACCAUUUUUACAUAUCUUUGAAACGCGACAUGGCGACGUAAAGUCUAUUGUUUUAUUAGAUGUAAGACUGAGUUCAACUUUCUGAAACAUAAUUUUAACGUUUUAACCAUUAGAAGAAAUCCUAUGCUCUCGUGUAAAAACCAGAACACAAAACAUGGAGUACAAAUAUGUAAGUAUGUACCUAGAUAACUUACACGCUCUAGCAAAAAUAAGCUAGGUAAUUAGAUUCUGAACCUCCGAGUAGUGUGGUUACAAGUAAGUAUAAGAGUUUUGCAAACCAUCGAAUAAAUUGAAAGACACAUUGGCAUAACGUUUACCUAAGUACCUACAUUAUUAUUAUUAUAAACUCUAUUCUAUUUACUAUUUCCGUAAAGUAAAGAAACUAAUAAGUAAGUCCUUCUUCGGUAUAUCAUUUGGUAAGUCUAAUUAAAACUAAUGAGAUUUUCAAGAGCAUUUCCAUAUGCAGAUGGCUUGGUUCCCUCCAAAGUACAUGUAGCACAUGUUAGUGCACUCGUAAGUCACCUCGAAACCGUAACUUUCGCCGACAAUCACAUGGAAAGACGGACCGAAUUUCUUGUCCAUUGCCUCCUUGACCAUGCGAGCGGCUAGCUCGUUGUUCUGUGAGUAUUUCUCGCAAGCUGUGACAGCCAACUCAACAGCUUCGGCGCGCAUCUCUUCUGACAUGUCUGAAUGCCUUAUCAGAGGAUACGUGUGUAUCACUUUCUCAGGUGCCGCACCAGGAACACGCACCUCGUCACCCAUUGUAAACAAAACUCACAAAUAUCCAUCAAAACGUGACACAAUCACAUGCAAAAUAAAAUUAUCGAAACACAACACGUCUUUCUGUGGACCGAGCGAUGCAACGUCUCCCCGCUGUUUACCCGUUGCCUUGGAAACCGACGGGAGGCGGGAAGAUUCUGAUUGAUUUUUCUCAACACUGCACUGUGGUACUGUCGAGAGUGGCCAGCCAGUGUCGCUGGUCACUAAGCUACUAAUGGUAGUAAAUAAUAAGCAUCGAACAUGUCCAAG
Molecule: messenger RNA, 1278 nt
Organism: Spodoptera exigua (beet armyworm)
Lineage: Eukaryota; Metazoa; Arthropoda; Insecta; Lepidoptera; Noctuidae
Source: the annotation of a GenBank genome assembly